AUGUCUACAUCCGACCUCAAAGCAAGGAAGCGGUCUGAUUACGACUACUUCCUGACAUACCGUACGCGAUGGAGCGACAACGACCAAUACUCGCACGUGAACAACUCGAUAUACUACCACCUCUUCGACUCCGUUGUCAAUACAUAUCUCAUUGAACACUGCGGUCAAGAUCCAGCGACCUCCCCGCUUAUUGGGCUUGUCGUGUCCUCCCACUGCCAAUUCUUCGCCCCGCUUGCAUUUCCACAGGUUCUCGAUCUUGGCCUUCGAGUCAACAAGCUAGGGAGCAGCUCCGUGUCGUACGAAGUUGGAGUGUUCGCGCAAGGGGAAGGCUCGGUUGCGGCUGUCGGCGGAUACACACAUGUCUUCGUGGACAGCAAAUCGCGGAAGAGCACCCCGAUGGCAGAGACAGUGAAGGUUGGUUUGGCAAAGUUGUUGAAGCCUUCAGACAAGAAUGAAGUCAAGCUGUGA
Molecule: messenger RNA, 468 nt
Organism: Cyclocybe aegerita
Lineage: Eukaryota; Fungi; Basidiomycota; Agaricomycetes; Agaricales; Hemipholiotaceae
Source: the annotation of a GenBank genome assembly